This is a messenger RNA of Ipomoea triloba (trilobed morning glory), 1032 nucleotides long. RefSeq lists its product as uncharacterized. NCBI's taxonomy places the organism in Eukaryota, Viridiplantae, Streptophyta, Magnoliopsida, Solanales, Convolvulaceae. Gene Ontology annotation, molecular function: calcium ion binding. The coding region runs from base 102 to 797 and encodes 231 amino acids. The record is from RefSeq and is a predicted model, not a curated record. The transcript is spliced from 2 exons.
UCAAACAUGCUCACAAUAUAAUGAGUUUUUAUCACCUCCUAUCCGUCUCCCAGACUCCCACACUGAUAUUAGAGUAAAUCUAGCUAGGCGAGGCGGGCGGGAUGGAUCAUCUCCAACAAAUAGCCAAAGCUUACUACCUAGCCGGCUCGCCGGAGCUCCAAACCGGAGUCCAAGAAUUAUUCAACACCCUGGAUAGCGACGGAGACGGCCACAUCGAGAAAGACGAGUUCAUAUGCGUGUUGACCCAAGACAGCGUCGACGAAGAACGCGACGUAGAGAAGUGCCGGAACCUCUUCGAUGAACUGGACAUCGACGGCAACGGGACGUUAGAUUUCUGGGAAGUCAUGACGCUCUUCUAUAUCUAUAUGAGCAAGAGGCCGAGCUGUGAUGGGUGUGGGAAAUUCAUUCCGGCCACGUUUUUCACCUGCGUUGAGUGCCACGCUGACCCUCAUCACACGCAGUUUGAUCUGUGCAUUGGUUGUUAUGAGAAUCGGAGGUCUUCUGGGCAUAAACACCAAGGAAAGCCUGCCACAUUCUUGGAUAAUUAUACUCUACUGGACGUUAAGAGAAGUUCAUCAGGCUUGAGCUUCAAUACCAACGCUUAUGUAAACAACAACAUAUCUCAAGCUUCCAUUUCUUCUACACAACACGUUGGGUCCGCGUCCGCCCCUGCCAAUCCUCCAAACACCAACACUGCCGUUGUUCCAGCAACUAAUAAAUAUGAGAAAUGGAAGGUUCUCCUCCAAGCAGUACAGAUAGCACUCGCCAUGGGGAAUGCCGCCUGUACCGUCAUGUAACCAACGUCAAAACCUCUAUAUAUCAUUCAAAUUUACAUAUUUAUAAGUUUUAUGUAUUUAGGCAUUGCAACUUUUAAGUAGUAGUAUGGUUUAUGUUUCUGUGUCAUUUUUCUAGAUCAACAAAUUUAGUAGCUCAUAGUUUACUUUUUUCCUCCCUCUUGUAUUACCACUUUGCUUGCUUUUGUUGAUUCAAUGAAUUUGGUUUUGCUUUAAUAUAAUAAAAGAGUUUUGGGUC